Messenger RNA from Ostertagia ostertagi, 3195 nucleotides. The record is from the annotation of a GenBank genome assembly. NCBI's taxonomy places the organism in Eukaryota, Metazoa, Nematoda, Chromadorea, Rhabditida, Trichostrongylidae.
AUGGUGCUGUUUGCGGUGCUGGCCAUGGGGCAGGCGAGAACCGUAACAGGUCAGGUAAAGGAUGAAAAGGGAGACCCUGUUCCUUUCGCCACCAUUAAGAUUAAGGGCGCAAAAGCCGCAGUGGCGGCGGAUCAAAAUGGCAGCUUCUCCAUUGAGGCGCCGGCCAAUGCUGUACUCACCAUCAGCGGUGCAGGAUUUGAAACAGCCGACAUAGCCACCGGCAAUAACAGCACUGUUUCAGCCGUGUUGAAAGCACAGAACAACAUGCAGGAAGUGGUAGUAACGGCACUGGGCAUCCGCAGAAACAAAAAUGAGCUGGGUUAUUCUGCCCAACAGGUAACCGGCGAGGAAGUAAGUAAAAACAGGAGCAGUAAUUUUGCCGCCAAUCUCUCCGGUAAAGUAUCCGGACUUGAAGUAAGACAAAACAAUGCACUGGGAUCUUCUACCAACGUAAUAUUAAGAGGGGUUAAAUCUUUAACAGGAGAUAACCAGGCGCUGUUUGUAGUAGAUGGCGUGCCUUUUAACAAUGCCAAUACCAAUACUGCCGGUCAGAAGGAAGGUGGCGGUGGAUACGACUAUGGUAAUGCUGCAGCAGACAUCAAUCCAGAUAAUAUAGAAUCUAUUUCUGUAUUGAAAGGUGCAGCAGCCAGCGCACUCUAUGGUUCUAUUGGCGCCAAUGGUGUCAUUCUAAUUACUACCAAGAAGGGUAAACGCGGACUGGGCAUCACUGUUAAUUCCGGCGUAGUAGUAGGUUCAGUUGACAAAUCCACCCUGCCUGAAUACCAGAAUGAAUAUGGCGGAGGAUAUGGGGCCUAUUAUGAAGAUGCCACCGGCCGCUUUUUCAGCAGGGAUAUUAAUGGAGACGGUAUAGACGACCUGGUUACACCCACCAGCGAAGACGCUUCCUAUGGUGCUAAAUUCGAUCCCAACCUGCAGGUGUACCAAUGGGAUGCUUUUGAUCCCAGUUCUCCCAACUAUGGCAAAGCACGCCCCUGGGUAGCCGCCGCCAAUAACCCCAAUUCCUUUUUUGAACAUCCUGUUUCUUUAAACAACAGCGUAUUCAUCAACAGCGGUUCAGAAAAAGGCAAUUUUAAACUGGGUUAUACCCGUAAUGACGAUAAGGGAUUACUGCCCAACAGCAGUAUCAUAAAAAACAUUGUAGACUUUGGCGCUACCUAUAAUAUUACGCCCCGGUUAACAGCAGGCGCCUCCGUCAAUUUCUCCAACGUAAAUGGUAAAGGCCGUUAUGGUACCGGUUACGAUGGUGCCAGCGCACGCAAUGUAAUGACCAAUUUCCGGGAAUGGUUUCAGACCAAUGUGGAUAUUAAAGAACUGAAAGACGCUUAUUUCAGAACAAAGAAAAAUGUUACCUGGAACUGGGCCGACCCAGACAACCUGGUGCCCAUCUUCUGGGACAAUCCUUAUUUUGUACGCUACCAGAAUUAUGAAACUGAUACGCGUAACCGCUAUUUCGGUAAUGUAAACCUGAACUACAAAUUAACCGACUGGCUCAAUAUCCUGGGCCGUGUAUCGGUAGACAAUUACAGCGAAAUCCAGGAAGAAAGAAAAGCGGUAGGUUCUGUUGGCGUUCCUUAUUAUUCACGCUUUAACCAUAGCUGGAAUGAAACCAACUACGACCUGCUGAUCAACUUCGAUAAAAAAGUAUCCAACGACGUUGCCAUUAAAGCACUGCUGGGUACCAAUAUCAGGAAGCAACGCGAUCAGAGUAUUUUCGGUAUUACCAACGGUGGUCUUUUUGUACCCGGUAUUUAUUCACUGAACAAUUCACUGAAUGCGCCCAAUGCCCCCACGGAAGCAGACCGCAGAAGGGAAGUACAGGGUGUAUUUGCCGGAGGCACCAUUGGCUGGAGAAAUAUGCUUACCCUGGAUGGAACCAUCCGCAGGGAUGCCUCUUCUACCCUUCCAAAGGGCAACAAUACUUACUAUUACCCAUCCGUAUCACUGGGCUUUGCCUUCUCUGAGCUGAUGAAGGGCUCGCCCUGGCUGUCUUACGGAAAACUGCGGGCCAACUAUGCUGAAGUGGGCAACGAUGCGCCUAUCUACAGUGUAAAUGAUGUUUACAAUGUAUUGCCCCCCAUUGGUUCUGUUGGCCAGGCUACCGUGCCCAGCAUUAAAAACAAUGUGAACCUGCGGCCAGAGCGUACAAAGAGUGCAGAAGCAGGCCUGGAAAUGGCGUUCCUGAAAAAUCGUGUAGGUUUUGACGUUACCUAUUACCAGACAAAAACCAUUGACCAGAUAGUACCCGUAACCCUGUCUACUUCUACCGGUUAUACGGCUUACUACCUUAACUCCGGUACCGUUCAGAACAGGGGUAUUGAAUUAAGCGUUUAUGGUACACCGUUUAAAACAGCUGAUUUCUCCUGGACCAUCAAUGUAAACUGGACACGCAACAGGAAUAAAGUACUGGCCCUGUUUAAAAAUGACCUGGGCGAAGAAUCACAAAACCUGGUAUUGGGUUCUUACCAGGGCGGCGUAACACUGAAUGCCUCAUUGAACCAGCCUUAUGGCACCAUCCGCGGUACAAACUUUAUCUAUACCAACGGACAGAAAACAGUGGAUGCGGGAGGUGAUUACCUGAAGUCGGCUACUUCCAAUGAGGUAAUCGGCAAUAUCAACCCCGACUGGAUAGGUGGUGUCAACAACUCAUUUAAAUACAAGAAUGUUGCUUUCAGUUUUCUGAUUGAUGUAAGAAAAGGCGGUAGUGUUUUCUCAACAGACAUGUACUAUGGUCUGGCUACCGGUUUGUACAAAGAAACUGCGGGCCUUAAUGAUUUGGGCAAUCCGUCCAGGAAUGAUCUGGCAGACGGUGGCGGAUUUAUCAGGCCGGGUGUUACACAGGAUGGCAAAGCCAAUAUCACCAGGACCAGCAACAGUGAUUAUGGCGCCUAUGGCUAUUCCAUUAACCCCGACGCGGCUUUUGUAUAUGAUGCCAGUUAUGUAAAACUGCGUGAAGCGGUGCUUACUUAUUCUUUACCCGCCAAAACCAUUGCACGUAUUAAACCCUUUAAAGGAAUCGACUUUUCAUUGAUUGGAAGGAAUUUGUGGAUCAUCCAUAAAAACCUGCCUUAUUCUGAUCCUGAAGAAGGUUUCAGCUCAGGCAACCUGCAGGGUUUCCAAACCGGUGCUUAUCCUGCUAUCAGGUCUUUUGCUUUCAAUGUUAAAUUAAAUUUCUAA